Molecule: messenger RNA, 1552 nt
Organism: Camellia sinensis
Lineage: Eukaryota; Viridiplantae; Streptophyta; Magnoliopsida; Ericales; Theaceae
Product: NAD(P)-binding Rossmann-fold superfamily protein
Biological process (GO): NADPH regeneration
Cellular component (GO): cytoplasm
Molecular function (GO): nucleotide binding; oxidoreductase activity
Source: RefSeq, a predicted model, not a curated record
CAAACAAAAUUUUCCCUUCCCUUCCCUUCCCUUGCCCCCUUUGCCUCACUGCGUCACUAGUAUGAGUCGCUAUUUCUCCAAAUCACCCCACAUCAAACCAUAAAUUCCUUUCGUUUUACAUAGAUUUAAUUCCAAACAGUGAUUCUCAUUGCCUACCCAUAUCCAUAUAUACAUAUCUAUCUCAUUGUUGAUUCGAUCAUAUCGAUUUACUCAGUGAUCUGGGGAAGAUGACGAAGCCACCUCAGAUCGCCAUUCUUGGCGCUGGCAUUUUCGUCAGAACUCAAUACAUCCCAAGAUUAACUGAGAUCUCCGACCUUGUUGUUCUCAAAGCAAUUUGGAGCCGUACUGAGGAAUCGGCUAGAGGUGCUGUUGAAAUUGCCCGCAAGUUUUUCCCAGAAGUGGAAUGUAAGUGGGGUGACACGGGUCUUGAUGAGAUUAUUCAGAAUACUUCCAUCGUUGCUGUUGCAGUGGUUCUUGCUGGACAAACUCAGGUGGAUAUGUCAUUGAGGAUGCUAAAGGCAGGGAAGCAUGUCCUUCAAGAGAAACCAGCUGCAGCUUCCAUUAGUGGAGCAGAAACUGCAUUGUCAAGCUAUAAUUCUACUUUGGGCAAUCUUCCUGCGCAACCAAUCUGGGCUGUUGCAGAAAAUUAUCGGUUUGAGCCUGCUUUAGUGGAGUGCAAAAAAUUAGUGGCUGAGAUUGGGGAAAUGAUGAGUGUCCAACUUAUUGUGGAAGGAUCAAUGAAUAGCUCAAAUCCUUACUUCUCAAGCUCUUGGAGGCGCAAUUUUUCUGGGGGUUUCAUUCUAGAUAUGGGGGUACAUUUCAUUGCUGGUUUGAGGAUGAUUGUUGGAUGUGAGGUUAAGUCGGUGUCAGCUUUCACUUCUCACGUAGAUUCGACUUUGCCUCCACCAGAUAAUAUCUCCUCUGUAUUUCAGCUGGAGAAUGGUUGUUCUGGGGUUUUCGUCAUGGCGGUAUCUUCAAGAGCACCGAAGAUAUUCUGGCGAGUCGUUGGCUUAAAAGGUACUUUGCAAGUUGAGCGAGGAAAUAGAGACGGAAAACAUGGAUACUCAGUGUCACUCUAUACUUCUGAUGGGCAAACCAAAUGCUCCUUCUUUCCAUUCAGUGGGGUGACUGAAGAAUUAAAAACUUUUUUAAGUGAUGUCUCCCAGGCCAUUCUUAAGGAGGGUAGCUAUGAAGCAGAACCUCGCUGCUCUUACGUGGAAGGUGCUAGGGAUGUUGCUGUUCUGGAGGCCAUGCUUGAAUCUGGAAUGAAGCAAGGAGCACUUGUCCAAGUCAAAAAGUUUUAGUCUCAUUUUCCGAUCCUUGUUGCCAAUGUGAUGUAGCGUGCAUCAGUGUGAUUUAUAUGUUUAAUGAUUCGUUUUUGGAAAAGUUUUAAUAUUAUUCUUUAGAAUGAUAGAGUUGAAACAUGUACACACGGAUAUACAAGCACUUUGGUAGGGGAGAUUUUGUGCAACUAUGACUUGAAUCUAUUUUAUAAAAGCACUUGGAUCUCACAGUGGAGUGGACUCCACAACAGUGAGCUCCACGCUUACAA